AUGGCUGACGAAGAUUUCAAGAAGUAUCUUGCGACAGAGAUUCUUUCUGAACAAAGAACAGUAUCCUACCGCAAUGUCGCGCGUGCUCUGAAAGUGCAUGUGAAUGUUGCUAAAUGCAUGCUUUACGAUUUCCUCGAAUUCCAAAAUGGGAAGAAGCCCGGGUCGGUGUAUGCUACCUACCUGCUCUCCGGAGUGAAAAAGCCCCAAAGCACGGUUGGGGACACCAACGGCACAAACGGUCACAGACAUGGCGAAUACAAGGAAGACGAUCCGAUUCCCUCCAGUCCCCCUCCCUUCACCAGUUCCAUGCUCGAACCUAGUCAGCGAAGCAGCCCUGCGGCUGAGGACGAAAGACCACAUGUCCCGGUCUGCACGAUCACACUUGUGCGUGAGGAAGAUCUGGAAGCGAUGAAGGAACAAUACGAGAUAAUCACCUCCAUACACGUCUACAGCCUCUCUCCCGGACGAAUCCAAGAUCUAGUCACGUUGACCGACAUCAGCCGAGGCUUGUUUGUGGAGACAUUCACAAAGGAGGAUCCCUUGCUGAACAACAAGACAUACGGCAUCAUUCAAAAUCCUAAUGUUCGCAGAAGGAAAGGGAAGAAGCCUAUAGUUCCGCAGGACCCGCCGCCGAAGUUCCAACCUGUGAAAGAAGAUUUUAAGUCCCUGAAGUCAUCGUCCACACAGAACAACAGACCUGCUCCGAAGCCCGCAACGCCUGCUUCGACAAACGCCAAACACGAAGAACCAUCACGCCCGAGCUCUCGGGACAGCACAUCGACGGCUACCUCAGCCCGACAAGCCCCGCUGAAACGUGACUCCUCCGACCUCUUCAAGGCCUUCGCAAAGCAAAGCCAGCAAAAGCCCAAAACCAAACCUACACUCUUACAAGACCAAGACACGCCGAUGCACGAUGAUGAAGACGAAGGUGAAUCCGAAGAUGAAGCUCUGUUUCUGGAGACGGAAACGCGCAAGGGUGCCACGACGAAGAAACGAACCAGCGACGUGAGGAAGGAGCGGGAAGACAAGGCGGCCAAAUUGCGCAAGAUGAUGGAAUCUGACGACGAAGCAGAGCCAGAAGUUCCCAAUGUCGAGAAGGCAACAGGCGUCAAAGAUGAGCCCGUGACGGCACAAAAGGGCACCGAUGCAGCCGAGGACGCCGAGGAGAUUGCAUGGUCGGACUCGGACACGGAGAAACCGCGACAGUCAGCACCGAAACAGGACGCUUCGGCUGACGGCGAACACAUAGCCACUUCCGCUCCGGCUCCCGCGCCCAGGCGGCGCCGUGGCAAGAGAAAGGUGAUGAAGAAACGCACCAUGAAAGACGAGGACGGCUACCUGGUGACGAAGGAGGAGGCUGUCUGGGAGAGUUUCAGCGAGGACGAGCCGGAGCCAACACCUGCACGGGCGCCGCUGGCUAAGAAGGAGACCACAAGGAACAGUCUGGGUGGCGGCAAGGGGCAGGCUCAUACCCAGAGCCAGGGCCAGAAAGGAGCUGGGGGGAAACCGGGCGCGAAGAAGGGAGGCACCAUUAUGAGUUUCUUUGGCAAGAAGUCUUGA
This is a messenger RNA of Capronia coronata CBS 617.96, 1560 nucleotides long. RefSeq lists its product as uncharacterized. Gene Ontology annotation, cellular component: delta DNA polymerase complex; nucleus. The record is from RefSeq and is a predicted model, not a curated record. The transcript is spliced from 2 exons. Gene Ontology annotation, biological process: DNA replication; nucleotide-excision repair, DNA gap filling; DNA synthesis involved in UV-damage excision repair. Gene Ontology annotation, molecular function: DNA-directed DNA polymerase activity. Bases 1 to 1560 code for a protein of 519 amino acids. Lineage: Eukaryota; Fungi; Ascomycota; Eurotiomycetes; Chaetothyriales; Herpotrichiellaceae.